UUCAGUCAGAAACACUGCAGUCGAGACGAGUCUCUGCUUUUCUCUCAGAGACGAUUCAAAGUGACGUCUUCAGGUUUUUCUCAACAACUCAACAGAGUCUCUUCCAAACACUGACAUGGCUUCUGCACACUUUCUGCCAUCUGAAGCUCAGUUCCUGUGCUCCGUCUGUCUGGAUGUGUUCACUGAUCCAGUCACAACACCAUGUGGACACAACUUCUGCAAAAAGUGCAUCACUGAACACUGGAAUGUGAGUGACAGGUGCCAGUGUCCCAUGUGCCAAGAGGUUUUCACCACCAGACCAGAUCUGAGGGUCAACACCUUCAUGUCUGAGAUGGUUUCUCAGUUCAGACAGUCGACUCAGCAGAAAGCCAGCAGCAGCAGCUCAGAGCAACAAGAGUCCAGACCAGGAGAAGUUCCCUGUGACGUCUGCACUGGAACCAAACUGAAGGCCCUGAAGUCCUGCCUGGUGUGUCUGGCCUCCUACUGUGAGACUCACCUGGAGCCUCACCUGUCAAGACCAGGUCUGAAGAGACAUCAGCUGAUGGAUCCUGUGGAGAACCUGGAAGACAGGAUGUGUCUGAAGCACGAUAAACCUCUGGAGCUGUUCUGUAGGACCGACCAGACGUGUGUCUGCAUGCUCUGCACUGUGUUGGACCACAAGAUGCACAAUGUUGUUCCUCUGAAACAAGAAUGUGAAGGAAAGAAGGUGGAGCUGCAGAAGACAGAGGCUGAAACUCAGGAGAUGAUCCAGAAGAGACGACUGAAGAUUCAGGAGGUCCAACACAACGUGAAGCUCAGUGAGGAAGAUGCAGACCGAGAGAAAGCAGAAGGUGUUCAGGUCUUCACUGGUCUGAAGGAGUCUGUGGAGAGGAAACUAAACGAGCUCAUCACUACGAUAGAAGAGAAGCAGAGAAGCACCAAGAAACAGGCUGAAGACGCCAUCAGAGAGAUGGAACAGGAGAUCUCUGAUCUGAUGAAGAGGAGCACUGAGGUGGAGAAGCUCUCCCUCUCUGAAGACCACCUCCACCUCCUCCAGAGUGUCCAGUCCCUCAACAUCCACCAUCCACCACCCACCAAGGACUGGUCUCAGGUCAGUGUUCCUCCAGCAUCCUCUGUGAUGAAUCUGUCCACCGAUAUUCCUGCUGACAUCGUGUGA
Messenger RNA from Pseudoliparis swirei, 1156 nucleotides. Its product is annotated as E3 ubiquitin-protein ligase TRIM47-like. The transcript has 3 exons. The coding region runs from base 116 to 1156 and encodes 346 amino acids. The record is from RefSeq and is a predicted model, not a curated record. NCBI's taxonomy places the organism in Eukaryota, Metazoa, Chordata, Actinopteri, Perciformes, Liparidae. Gene Ontology annotation, molecular function: zinc ion binding.